This is a messenger RNA of Symbiodinium sp. CCMP2456, 903 nucleotides long. Lineage: Eukaryota; Dinophyceae; Suessiales; Symbiodiniaceae. The record is from the annotation of a GenBank genome assembly.
AUGCAGGGUGAAGAAGCGAGGGCAGUCGCUGCGUCAUAUUGUGAGGAGCAGAGCUUCUUUUCCAAGUCUCUUGGAUUUACUCUCACUCUCACUGAGACAGCCGCAGCGGCUCGAAUCGCAGCCACGAAUCGAAGAGCGAUGCCAUCUUUCCAGUUCGAAGCGGAGUACUCGAAAAGCGGACGCGCCGCAUGCAAAGAAUGCAAAGAAAAGAUCGAUAAAGAUGCUGUCCGAAUUGGCGUGAAGAUGGUUGUGGACAUGGAGGGUGCGGCGGGCGCGGAUGCGGCGGAAAGGCAAAAGGGGCACGCUGCAGAGGCGACAAAGUGGCAUCAUGCAGGCUGCUUUCCAAAGAUCAAGAAGCCAGCUUGGUUUCGUCAACACUUGCCAGAGAAUGAUGAGGACAUCACUGGGUUUGACAGCCUGAAAAAGGAAGAUCAAGAUCGAGUCAAAGAAGUCUUGAAGACCUGCAGGGGCGAGAACGCUCAGGAUGGCAAGAGAAAGCCAGACGCCUCGGACAGGCCUUCGAAGAAGGCAAAGGUUGCCGAGGAAGGGAAGGAUGCUGAAGCGAGCGCUUUGUCAGCGCAGCAGAGGGAGGCCAUCGAGACUCUCAAGGCAGAGCUCUCCAAGAAGAGCGUCGCUGCCCUGGGCUCUAUGCUUCACAAGAACGGGCUUCCCAAGUCCGGGCGGAAGGACGAGCUUCUGGAACGCGUCGCCGAAGCCAAGGCUCUUGGUGUUCCGCCUGUGUGCCCAACUUGUGACAAAGCCAAGCUCCGAUUCUCAAGAGUCUCCGGCGACUUCAGCUGCCCGGGAUUCUUCGACGACGAUGCCAAGCGCCACAAGCGUUGCAAGGGUCCCAGUGCCGAAGCCAUGCUUGUGCGCACAUGCUGGCAGGAGAUGGGGGCAUGA